This is a messenger RNA of Vespula vulgaris, 5012 nucleotides long. RefSeq names its product ubiquitin-protein ligase E3A (gene Ube3a). The record is from RefSeq and is a predicted model, not a curated record. The transcript is spliced from 12 exons. Lineage: Eukaryota; Metazoa; Arthropoda; Insecta; Hymenoptera; Vespidae. The coding region runs from base 972 to 3497 and encodes 841 amino acids. Gene Ontology annotation, biological process: protein polyubiquitination. Gene Ontology annotation, molecular function: ubiquitin protein ligase activity.
GCAAUAAGUCGUGUUCGUCGCGAAACAUCACUUUGUUGCAACACGAGCGCAACUAUCGUGUAACGAGGUAGAAAGAUCUUUUUUUGCCCUUGCGAUCAUUUGAUUUUGGCAUAUCAAAAAAAAAGGAUAAAAAAAAAAGGAAAAAAAAAGGGAAAAAGACCAAAAAAAAUUCGAACAAGUUACAGAACGCCGAUGGACUUACAACAUUGUGCUACGAACUUUGGACACAUCGGAUCUUUGUAAUAAAGUGUUGAGACUUAACCUAACAAUUUGAAAUUCGAUCCAAAUCGAAUUAAUUAAUAAGUAUACCUCGAAACGCGGCUCGAAUCUAGUUUUCUUUCUUAUUUUGAUCGUUCGACGGUGUUUCUCUCUCUCUCUCUCUCUCUCUCUCUGUUUCUCCUCUCUCUCUCUCUCUCCAUCUCUCUCUCUCUCUCUCUCUCUCUCUCUCUCUUUCUCUCUCCCUUUCCAACUACAGUGUAUUUUUGCGUGUAUAUGUGAGUGCGUGCGUGAGUGCGUGCGUUGUGUAUGCGUGCUACUGUAUACGUAGUGCAUGUACAAUUGUAUGUGUCCUACGUUUGUGUAUAUAUAUAUAUAUAUAUACACACACAUAUAUAGAUAUAUAUGUAUGUGUAUACAGCGUGUGCCUGUGUCGUUUCUUGGUAUACGAUUCAUGCAAUAGUGCAAUUGAAACGCAAUUGAAUCGUAGUUGUGAAAAAGUAUUAUACGAGAUAGCUCCAUCGAAGGAGAUCCAACGACCCUAAAUUUAGUGGUUAAGACGUGUUUGCGUUGCGUGAAAAGAUCGUCUCGUUGAUUCGAUAGAAUAUAAGAGAAGGCGGAGCCUGGCAAAAUUUCCUGGCACGAUCGACGACAAAGGAGGCAAAAUUUCGACGAUUCACGGUCUAUGAGCGCCAAGGGCCAAGGGGACCCUGGAGAAGAUCACGCUUCCAGGAGCGGAAAGCCCUUGCAGCGAUAUGAAGCGUGCAGCUGCCAAGAAGCUUAUUGAAAGGUACUUUUAUCAACUUACCGAAGGAUGUGGUAAUCCUCAAUGUAAUAACCAAAACUGCGCAUCCAGUGGGAAAAUUACAAAUCUUACGCCAAAUCAAGCUGCGGCUCAAGCCAUUCAAUUGUUCUCUCAAGAAGCUCGGCUAUGCGAUGGCACUCAACCGAGUAAAGUUGCUAGAACUACUUUAGAGCCAGGUCCUGCAUCUUUGGCUAAGAGUCUACCUGUAAAAAAUGUAAAUCCUACUUGCUCGGAUGAAGGGAAAUCUGAACCAUAUCUAACCGAAGCCAAACUUCUGGAUAUAAUAAAUAAAUGUAAAUCAGAAGGAAUAUAUUCGUUAUUGAUUCAUACUUUGGGAGAAGUAUUUUCUUCUAGAGAAGCAUUAAGCCGAAGUUUCCAAAAGACUGAAAAAAAUGACUCUCCCUUGGCUGCACUUCUUGACAGAGCACCUGAUAAUCUUUUAAGGCCACCUGCAGAUUUGAACAAGGAAGCAGUUCGUUCGUUACAAGGUGAAGAUAAAGAAGAAGAUAGUAGUGAUCCAUCUCCGACAGUUCCUCCUAACGAUGACGAUACUAGCGUUGACUUACUUGCCGUUAGAAGAGCAUUUAAGGCAUUAUGGACACUUCCAGGGGAAGCAUUUGAAUCAGCACUUGUAAAUGCACUAGUCACUUUAGCAGAUACCAUAGAGUUACAUUUAAGAGUAUUUGGCAAAACACCUUCCCAUAGCAUGGACAGUCUCUUAAAUGUAUUCUUAAUAGUAUUUGAAAUUCCGAUGUUGGGAAAUAGUGAAUAUCUUGAACUGGCACUUCAUAUGCUUUGUAAAGCUGUCAGCUGUUUCCCAACGUUAGCUCAAGCAAAAUUAGCUCGUGUAUGGGCCAGACAUUGUAAGCCUACAUUGCCUAGCCUUUUACAAGCUCUUCAAGAAUUAAUUACGGUGAAGGUAAUAAGUGGAUCAUUUUCACGCGAUUACUGCGUUCAGGAUGCAGAUACUAUCACUGCUCCUACGAAAGUAAUGAGGAUUCUCUAUUACGCUAGCAUGUUAGCCGGAGAAUUAGAUAGCAGUGAGUUAGCCUUGAACGAAGAUGGGGAUACAACAAAAAUUGACAAAUCUGGCCCAUGCAAAAUGACGUCACAAAUCCCACAGGAUCCAUUAGCCAAAGAAUUAGGAAUUUCUGCAUUGGAUGCUCGCAAACCAUUCAUAUCUUUCACCGAUUUUUAUAACGAACCACUGAGCGAUGCUAUCGAAAUGGAUAAAGAUUUCGCUUAUUACAAGAGUGAAGAACCUCAGAAAUUUAGUUUUAUGAAUUAUGCUUUUAUCCUUACACCAGCCACAAAAACUUUGGGCCUAUAUUACGACAAUCGUAUAAGAAUGUAUAAUGAAAGAAGAAUGAGUUUCUUACAAACUGUCGUAGGACAACCUACCAAUCCAUAUCUUAGAUUAAAAGUACGUAGAGAUCAUUUGAUAGAUGAUGCUUUGGUCGAAUUGGAAAUGGUAGCAAUGGAGAACCCGUCGGAUCUUAAAAAACAGUUGGUUGUCGAGUUUGAGGGUGAACAAGGUGUUGAUGAAGGUGGUGUAUCUAAAGAAUUCUUUCAAUUAGUUGUAGAGGAAAUCUUCAAUCCUGAUUAUGGCAUGUUUACAACUCAGGAAGACACGCAAUUAACGUGGUUCAAUCCAACAUCGUUUGAAAGCGAUGCACAAUUUACACUGAUAGGAGUUGUUCUUGGAUUAGCAAUUUAUAACAACGUGAUAUUAGACGUACGUUUCCCAAUGGUAGUUUAUCGGAAACUACUGGGUAGAAAAGGAGGAUUUGCUGAUUUAGAAGACUGGAGUCCUACUUUAUAUAGAACAUUGACAGAAUUAAUAGCAUAUACCGAAGAUGAUAUGUCGGAUACAUUUAUGCAAACCUUCCGUGUUGGUUACAAAGAUGUAUUUGGUUCAAUAUCGUUCCAUGAUCUUCGCGAGAAUGGUGAUGAAACAUAUGUUACGCAAGAAAAUAAAAAAGAAUUUGUAGACCUUUAUGCAGAUUUUUUGCUAAAUAGAUCAGUGGAGAGACAAUUCAAAGCAUUCAGACGUGGUUUUCAAAUGGUCACGGAUGAAAGUCCACUUGCCCUACUUUUCAGACCAGAAGAAAUAGAACAACUCGUUUGCGGUAGUAAGAUAUUUGACUUCGCGGAAUUGGAAGCAGCGACGGAAUAUGAGGGUGGUUAUACCGUUGACAGCGAGGCAGUGCGUAAUUUUUGGCGGGUAGCUCAUUCAUUACCGCCAGAAAGUCAAAGAAGGCUACUUCAGUUUACUACAGGUAGUGAUCGAGUGCCAGUUGGAGGGCUUUCCAGGCUUAAGAUGGUCAUUGCUAGACAUGGUCCAGAUUCAGACAGAUUGCCCAUUGCCCAUACGUGCUUCAACGUAUUGCUUCUACCAGACUACAGCACGAUUGAAAAGUUACAAGAUCGUUUAUUAAAAGCGAUCAACUAUUCGAAGGGUUUUGGCAUGUUGUGAAUGUGUACCAAAGCUUCCACAAUUUAUCUACGCUAUAUCAAAGUGAUGAAUUUGUUAAACACAUCAGGAUAUAUCCAAAAUCUUUCUAUCUUUAAAACCGAUCACAUUACACAUGGACAUAUUUAUUAUGUAAUUAUGUUCGAAAGAUGCGCGCGUGUGUGUGUAUGUGUGCAUGCGUGUGUGUACGUGUGUGUGUGUGUGCGCACGCGUGUGUAAUCGCGAGUGUUGUUUCUGUCAACAAGAACAACAAUAAAUCGUCCGAAUAACAACGCGCUUCGAGCACCUCUCAGAAUCCACUGUUAUCGAUUCUCCUUUCCAGGAUUCUUCGCUUAGAGAGAACACACAUGCACAUAAAACACAAACCGAUGAACUCAUCUUGAUAGUGAUAGGGUAUAAUUGGAAAUUGUUACGUGAUGAUGCUUUUCAGAUUUCAUUGGCACCAUAUUAGAGUACUAUGUGCUUUGGCAAAAUAAUUAUAGCUGAUUUAUAGAUCAUCAAAUUAUCAUUUCUCGUAUCCUCUUAAAAAAAAGAAAGGAGGAGGGGAAGAAAGAAGAAGAAGAAACGAAUUGAAAGGAAAAAAUACUAUUCUUUCCCAUUGUCCUGGAGGUAAAAACGAUGACGUUCGAUUCUCUAAGGCUUGAAUUUGUACGAAAGCAGCGAAUAUUAUAUACAGCUUUUUCUUGCUAGCCAAGUCGAAGAUCUUAAGUUAACAGUGAAACGCUCAAAAGAGACAGAUAUAGUGAAAAGCGACUGUGAUUGUGUGUGUGUGUGAGAGAGAGAGAGAGAGAGAGAAAGAGCGAUUGAGAAAAAGAGAGAGAGAGAGAGAGUCAAGUCGAAAAAAUCGACUACGAUCAUAGAAAUAAAAAAAAAAAAACUACAAAAAAAGGAAAAACAAAAAUAAAAAUAAAAAAAGAAAUAAAAAGAGAAAGGAGGAGGAAGAAGAGGAGGAGGAGGAACAAAUCUAGUGUUAGCUGAAAAUGUAGUUGUGUAACGUUGCAAAAGCCGAAAAUGACCCUGAAUGAUAAUGAUAAUGAUAAUGAUGAUUAUCAUGAUUAUGAUUAUGAUGAUGAUGACAAUGAUAGUAAUGGUGAUGGUGAUGAUGAUUAUGAUGAUGAUGAUGAUGAUGAUGAUAAUGAUGAUGAUGAUGAUGAUGAGCGAUAUUGCGUGAUCACUAUUAUAUUAUAAUAUAAAACAUACUGUAUACAAAACUUUUUGUAACAACGGAACGUAAAGGUGUAAGAAGAUCGUAUAGCCGUCGUUGAUAAUUCUUACGUGUUUGUAUGUAAUUUUCGUUCUCGGAUUUCUUCUCUCUUACAUCCAUGUUUCUCAUCCCAAUGGGCAAAAAUGAAAAAGAGAAAAAAAAACAAACGUAGUCUGGAAAUACAAGGAUUCAACAAUUUGUAUAAACAUUUAUAAUAUCAGCAGUUCUUUUCGAAACCCGAAAAUAUCUGCUCCACUUGUCGGCUGUCUUAUUGUUAGUCACGUGACAAUAAAGUUCUAUUGAGAAAAAGCUAA